Molecule: messenger RNA, 1178 nt
Organism: Rhizopus microsporus ATCC 52813
Lineage: Eukaryota; Fungi; Mucoromycota; Mucoromycetes; Mucorales; Rhizopodaceae
Exons: 5
Coding region: 64-1158 (364 amino acids)
Biological process (GO): nuclear-transcribed mRNA poly(A) tail shortening; regulation of DNA-templated transcription
Cellular component (GO): P-body; CCR4-NOT core complex
Source: RefSeq, a predicted model, not a curated record
GAAUUUUUAUAGGCGACAUUUUUUUUUUCUCUUUUUGUUUUUUAUAUUAACAAUCUUACAUCUAUGUUUCGUCCUAAUACAGCAGCGACAGACUUGAACGAAUUUCCUGUUCUUGGAACCCCUCCACCAACGAUGAAUAGAGCUUCAGCUGUACCCAAUCGACUUGCAAGCUAUGCUUCUACAGCUGGCAAUGGUUUUCAAGAGCCCCUCGAAACCAGUGACUUUAAUAAGUUGAGCUCCUUUUCGAAUAGAAACAAUUUUAAUGGAGUAGCUCCUUCAGCAGAUCAACUAUCAAGCAGAAACCUUGCGCCGAGAUCUUUUUCAAUGGAUGAAUUCCCAGCGCUACGUAGCGCCGUUUCGCCUUUUGAUAACUCAAUAGGUAGAGAAUCUGGAAAGCCAGAGCAAUGGUUAGACUAUGCUAAUUUAAGAGAGCAACAACAACAACAGCAGCAACAACAACAACAAGGAGGAAAGCCAUUUCCAGAAAAGAAUGAAUUAUCAGAUUCUUGGGCGAGAAAACAAGAUGAACUAUCAAGUGAUGGAAAACCAGCGGAUCCAUAUGGAUUACUAGGACUCUUGGGAGUCAUUCGGAUGACUGAUCCCGAUCGUAGUAUGUUGGCGCUGGGUAGUGACUUAACCACACUUGGCUUAGAUUUGAAUACAGCAGAAUCGAUAUAUUCAACAUUUAUAUCUCCUUGGUCAGAUACACAAAGCUUACCAGGACUCAAUGUUGAACCAGGCUACUACUUACCUCCGUGCUAUCGUCAUGUACAAGCAACACCGCCUGCACAUCAGCGCAUGAGAACAUUCUCUGAUGAAAUCCUGUUUUAUGUGUUUUAUUGUAUGCCAAAAGACAUCGCCCAGGAGGCAGCAGCACAAGAACUAUAUGCACGUAACUGGCGUUAUCAUAAGGAAUUAGGGCUAUGGUUAACAAAAGAAACAGACGAAAAUGGUAGACCUGUACAAAGCUUUCGAAGGACAUCUCCAAAUGGUCUGGAUCGUGGUGUGUAUGUCUUCUUUGACCCAACAACUUGGCAAAAAGUGAAAAGAGAGUGGACAUUAUCUUGGGAUGCUCUUGAAGAAAGAUCUCAACCAAGUCAACAGCAACAGGGCCCAUCAAACCCUUCGUCAAGUAAUUCGAAUAGAGUGAUAAUGUAGACUGCCCUCAAUUGCUUACU